Lymnaea stagnalis (great pond snail) is the source of this 12164-nucleotide messenger RNA. Lineage: Eukaryota; Metazoa; Mollusca; Gastropoda; Lymnaeidae. The record is from the annotation of a GenBank genome assembly.
UACCAACUUAAGUUUAAUAUUUAGAGUGAGUUCCCCUAGACCAUAAUAAAGUCCUGAAAAUAUGUAUUGACCUUUGUUUACCGAUCAAAGUUCACAAAAUGAUCAUCGGAGCAAGACAAACGUUUGCACGUUCGGUACGUCAUAAUUUGUUUUUAAGUUUUAAUGUAAUAACGAAAAGACAUAAAAAGGAAAAGAUAUUCAGUAAAAGAUUACAUAAUAACCGUUAAUAACGCCAGCAAAUUUAUGAUAGAUCUAGAAUCUAAUAAUAUCAAUAUCAGAUUCCCACUCAGUAAAAAAAUAAUAUAGCCUACAUUGUUACUCACUGUACUGUAACAGUAACUGAUUGAUACCAUGAUUGGCCUAAUUGAAAAAAGUUUAGAGUUCAUACGAUAAAUGAUUGUUUAGCGUGCCAAAGUCUCAUAAUUCAAUCAGCUUGCAUGCCUAUACUAUAACUACUAUAACUUUAUAACUCUGGUUAAAUUUAACUUAAAUUUUAAGACUAUUUAUUAUUAAGACUUAAGACACAUUUAUUUUGGUCAUUUUCAUUUUUAACUUAAGGCUUGGGCUUACAGUCAACUACAUUUAGUUAAGUUUAAGUUAAAUUAGGCCAAUGCCCCAAUCAAUCUUCAUUGGUGCCUUUUUCUUAAAAAUUAAAAAAGUACAUUAGAUCCAUCUAUAUUAUAUUUAUAGCAGCUUCCUCAAAUGGCAGGCCACAGAAGCAAAAAUACCAGGUUGCGAAAAAAAUCUGGAAAGCUAGUAUUAGCUAGAUAUUUUUUUUGGAUGUUGUUGUUUAGUUUCCCUUUGACAUAGGUUAUGAAACCCUAAAAACAGUAAUUAGCCUUGAAAUAUAAAUCAAGAAUAGUGAGGCAAAUGUUUUGCUAUCUCAUUGUUAGCAGCUAAUAUGCCCUAAACAAUGACAAGGCUGCAAAAUAUGAACAACUAAAGCAUCCUGCAUUUGUUCUACCACUGGUGCUUGUAAGUGUUGAUUGACAGAGUGCCUAUUUUGGGUUGGGGGUGAGGAGAAAUAAGCUCACUUUUUUAUAUUAUGUAGCACCCGACGUGAGAGGGUGAAAUAUCAAAUGUGAUCUAUUUUAUUUUGGUAUAUGUCAAUGCAAGAUGGUAAAGAAGAUUUGGGAGGUAAAUUGAGGUAUAUUGGUAUAUUUUAUUGUUAGAAUAAUCCCAUCCAAUCAUGACACUAGAAAAUGGGGACAUCAUAUCACUCUGUUGAGCAACACUGCAAUUACAAAGGGGGUUUGUUAUAUUUCUGUUAAAUGUUCAGGCAUCAUUGGAAUGAUAUUUAGACCAUCAGAGGUUGGGUUGUUUUAUUCUUAAAAAUGUCUGUUAGAAUGGGAAAGCAAAAUGCCGUGCAAAUUACACUGAUAGGUAAGGGAAAAAUUAGUGGCAAGGGUUAUUACCUUGGAUAAUUUUUGAAAGCAAAUAUGCUUUUUAUUGAAAUCUAUCAAAACUUUAUGAACACUCAUAAUCUGUUUAAUGCUAUCUAUAGGUCAGAAUAAGCUAUAAAAAUUGUAAUGGAUCAUGAAAGAGAAGUAUAAAAAUGACUGAGCCAUGCAAAACCGUUUUGGAAACACUUUUUGUAGAACAGUCCUACUAACAAUAUUAAUGAUAAUAGGGUUUUGAACCAGUUAGGAUCUGAUAUUUCAGUGGGGGGGAUGUCAAUAAAUAAUGGACAAAACAUACUCCCUAUCUAUAUGAUUUGUGUACCUUUCCUUUUGCAGUAGCCCCAGGGAGGGAAGGAUGCGAAGGUGUCCAAAAUUUUGGAAAAAGGAAUAGGCAACCAUAUCCUUCAAGUUAUACUUAGGCAUACUUCACCAGCUACUUUACUUUUAUUUAGGCAAAAAAGUAAUGAGCUAAAUAAAUUGACCUCUCAGUCCUAUCUUAACUAGACCUCUUUAGAAGUAUUAAGUAUUUUUAAGCCUAUUGGUUAUUAACUUUAAAAGCUUAAUUAUUUGCUUGUUUUGAGUUGUUAUAAAGUUAAGUCUUAACCAAUUGCAAAAUGAACAACUUUGUCAAUUAAGAAUGAUGUAGCCUCAUAAAGACCUACCUAUUCUAUUGUUAUGUAAAUGACAUGUUUAUGUCAUGAACUCUAGCAGACACCAAGCUCGAGACUGCAGUUAAUGUGUGACUAGGUAAAAAUAGUCUCUUGACCUUGUUUACAACUAAAUAAAAUUAAUAGUCUGUGUUCAUUAGAAUUCUUUAGAAGAAUCUGGAGAAAACUGGACAAGAAAACAAUGCGUAAGGCGGCUCUAGAUAUAUCAGUAAAACAGACUAUAAAAAGGGGACACAAGAGAUUUUUGAGCUAGCAUUUAUCAGAAGAUAUUUGGAGAGAGUGUUAUUCUUGCUAUUAGAGUUUUGUUUACUGCGUAUGUGUAGAUUCCUAUUUGUCAUUGUACCUUUUUGCACAUUGGGUUUUUAUGAAAAAUUGUACUGGUACAAGUAAAAUAGUAUUCUGUAAGUCAAUGAUUUUAAUUAUAUUUCUUUUAUUUUGUAAUUUGUUAGUAACUUAAUAAAACUUAUUAAUUGUAAUUAGCCCUGGUUUGAGUGUUAUUGUAUUUAUCAUUUGGUAUCGUCUUUUGUUAUGUACUGUUGUAGAACAAGCCAAACACUUUAAUAAGGGAAUUAAUUUCUCCAUAUAGAUAGCAGUACGUAACAAAAUAAUAUAGUGAAUUAUGCUAUAUAAUUUUGCCUAGACAUAUUCCUAUAUUAUAAUUGAAUCCUUGGAAUAGAAGUAGAAAAGGCAAGAAAUAAACAUUAAAAAAUGAAGACUACAAAAGCAAUAGUUGGCUAUACUUCUCACUUCACCAUUAUUAAUGAAUAAAUAAUAAAUUAUGAAUAGAGACCUGUAAAAAUAAUUUAUUAUGAGUGAUAGUUCCCUCGUCAUCCUCUACUGCCUUCCAACCACUUCCAACCAUAUCUCAAAUUCCAAUAGGAUAUGCUUACCUCUAAAGUAUUCGCUGGGCCUUAAAGAGCUAAAGCUCAAAGCCCCAGUAAAAUAUGUAUGGUUAGUAUGUUGCGUAAUUAUAGAUGGAACAACUUUACACUUCUUGUUAGUACUUCACAACUAUAAAAUAUCUACCCAUUAACAAAAAAAAAUGCAUUUGAUUAUCAUACAAAAUGACACAGGAAACUGCUUUUAUCUUACAUUUAUACACUAAUUUUUUUACUAUCUAAUUUUUAGCUAGGCCUGCUGAAGCGGCUCAAGAGUACGUUAGUGAUUGCUGAACACAACAAUGAGAAACUUACUCCAUGUACACUCAAUGCUGUCACAGCAGCAUCCAAAAUUGGAGGAGAUAUCUCUUGUCUUGUUUAUGGCACCAAUUGCUCAAAGGUUUUUUGCUUAUCAUUGGAUUUUAAGAUUAGAUCAGAUGGGUCCAAAGAUCAUAAGCUAUUAGGCAAAGAGAGACAUUUAAAUAAACAUGUUUUCUUAGUUUCUUUAAAUUUUAAAUUUAAAAUAAGCUACUUCAUAAAAUGGGACACAAAUAGAAUCCUCUUUUUAAAUUGAGUGACAGUGAAAAGAUAAUUACUUUCAGUUGUACAACAUUUUAACACCCAUACUGUUUAUUUUAUAAUGCCAAAAAAGUAAUGUUAAUUCUUCUUUUUUCUCAAAGUGCUUGGUCAUUAAUGUUUUUUUUCAUUUAAAUUCUAGGUGGCAGAAGAAGUAAGCAAAAUUAAAGGUGUUUCUAAAGUACUUGUUGCAGAAAGUGAGGCCUUCAAAGGAUUUUUACCUGGUACUUACGAUUUUACUAAAUUUUUGUAAUAUUGCAAAAGUUAUUAGAAAUUGUUUUGUCAAUUUUAAAGAAUAAAUUUUUUCAUAGCAUUAUUUUUGAAAAUCGACACAUGAUUUUAUUUACCUUGGUAUCAGUAUUUGUGUAAUUUAUUUUUUAAUAUUCUCAGAGACUGUCACGCCAUUUUUAGAAGCUACACAAAAGCAGUUUAAAUUUACACACAUUUUGGCUCCGGCAACAGCAACUGGGAAGGUAUAGAAUUGCACUUUUUCAAUUGUGAUUUUUUUUUUUUUUUAGAUUUCUUCAUAUGUGGAGUAGUUUGCUUGUAUGAUAUUUUAUACUUAAAAUGAUUCUAAUAUUUCAUGAAUAUUCUACAAAGAUCAGCUGAAAAACUUAAUUGUUCCAAAUACAGUGGACCCUCAAUCUUCAUCAUUAAUCCAUUUUGGAGGGAAGGACGACAAUCAAACACAUUUUUUUUAAAUAGGAAUUAACUAAAAAUGAUUUAAUCUGUUCCCAGCCCCAAAUUUGGCCUAUCAAUUCUUUAUAAAAUAAAAUUUUCACUCAAAAAUAAAUUCCGGAAACCAUCACAAAUACAUGUACAUUGGGUAUUAAUGGCUAGUUAUUAAUGCUUCACAAAUACAUGUACAUUGGGUAUUAAUGGCUAGUUAUUAAUACUUCACAAAUACAUGUACAUUGACAUUGGGUAUUAAUGGCUAGUUAUUAAUGCUUCACAAAUACAUGUACAAUGGGUAUUAAUGGCUAGUUAUUAAUGCUUCACAAAUACAUGUACAUUGGGUAUUAAUGGCUAGUUAUUAAUGCUUCACAAAUACAUGUACAUUGGGUAUUAAUGGCUAGUUAUUAAUGCUUCACAAAUGCAUGUAAAUUGGGUAUUAAUGGCUAGUUAUCAAUGCUUCACAAAUACAUGUACAUUGGGUAUUAAUGGCUAGUUAUUAAUGCUUCACAAAUACAUGUACAUUAGGUAUUAAUGGCUAGUUAUUAAUGCUUUAUCAUCAUGACAGAGAUUUACCAUCAUUUGGGAAACCCCUUCUCCCAUCCCUUCCCCCCAAACCACUAAAGCAAACAAACAUAGACGUAAGUUGUGAGUGUGUUCCCCACAUGCCCAAGGUCUAAUGACUCUACAAGAGAUCAUGAAAAGAAUUAUUGCUGUCAAAGAGUUUUUAUUUGAUAAAGGUUAGGCUGUAGUUGGGUAGGGGGCUACUACAAAAUUUACAACAAUAAACAAAAGAAUGAACUCUAAACUUAAAAAGUAAAAUAAAAUCUACAAUAAAAUACAAUCAAAACCUCUGGUCACAUGAACACCAUAGUCAUUUGAACACCGUGGUCACGUGAAGACCAUGGUCACAUAAUUCUAAAAAGAAUAGCUGCAAAAAUUCAUAUAUAUUGAAAAGAAAUAUAGUAGUACCUUGAAUGACUACCCAAGACUGUGAUUGACUCAUGGAACAGGGGAUAUGAAUAUUGAAAUUUUAGGUGAAUAUCAAACAAAAAUUUCUAAAAUAAAGUGGUGUAGCCUUGCAAAAAAAAAUGUUUUUUUUUUUAAAAUACUGGUAUAUGUCAAGACCAAACUUUAAGGGUGCAGCUUAUAUCAUGACCAGCAUAUGCUCAGAAGAAUACAAUCUGUACUAAAGAAUGAUAAUGCUUAAGCUUUGAAUGAAAGAAAAGUGUAAUAAAUUUUAUCUGAGAUGAGCUCUAGGUUGGCAGGACACAUCAUAUUAACUUUGUAGAAAUACUUAUUAAUCAUCUAAAAUUAAAAGUUAAGAGAUCGCUAAACGCAUAAUUUUUGCCUUAAUUUUAAUAAAUUUUGGAAAAUAAUAACUAAGGUUAUUAGUUUAGUCAUAAUUUUAUGUAGCUCACAUAUAAGAUACAUAAAUGUUUGUGCAAUUCUUUUUAUUUUUAGAAUAUUUUACCAAGGUUAGCUGCAAAACUUGAUGUAUCACCAAUUUCAGAAAUUACGGGUGUGCAAGAUGAGAGUACCUUUGUUAGAACAAUAUAUGCAGGUAAAAUUGGGAUCAGAUCAGCUUUCAAAGAUCAUUUGUGUUAAUUUUUACAUAUUGUAUAAGUUGUCCAGAAAAUAAGUUUAAGAUUUUUUAUAAUCUAAGACAGUGUUUGUCAAUUUACCAUUUUACCCAUCUUAGAAGGCAUACACCACAAAAAAUAAAAUGCUGUUCAAGUUUAAAUUUAAAAUUGGAAUACUUUUAAAAAAAUCAGUCUUCAGGUUAAGAUAUGAAAUGUAAUUAAAAAUAAUAAUUGAUUUCAACAACUACAAAUGGGCAUUUGAAUUUUUAAAUGAUCACUUUGACUUAAACAAUUUAAGAAAAGAUUUUGUCACUCUUUUUGUCUUCAGACAAAUUUUGCUUGAAACUGAUAGGUUGGCUUUCCACUGUGUCGAAUUUCAGUCAUGGAAAAAUAGAAAAUUAUGGGUUACCAGCACCUUAAAAAUUUGAAUGAUCACUAUUGUCUUCUUAGUAUUGAUCAACAUGGUUUGUGUGCAUCUGCAUGAUUUGCCAUGGGAUUCAUAAAGUCAAUAUUAUAUUUUUAUAUAAGUUUCAAGUCAAUUUUAAAUACUUUUUAAAAAAAGGUGAAUUUCUUUUCUGCUUCACUGCUGCAUUCCAAAAUAAAUAUCUCUUUCACAGGUAAUGCCAUACAAACUUUGAAAUCAAGUGAAUCAGUGAAGAUAAUCACAGUCCGAGGCACUUCAUUUGAAGCUGCUGCUCUUGGAGGAAGUGCUGCUUCUGAAAAACGUUAGUGACUUUGCUGUAAAACUUUAAAAAUUUUAUUCACUUUUAAACUGUAAAUUACAGACUUAAUUUAUUAUAAUAUGAAAAGUAAUGGAAUGAUAAUUGGAUUUACCUAACAAUGUAGUUUUUUUGUUUUUUUUAAAUGUAGCCAUUUGAAACUAUAUUUGAUCUUACUAUAUUUCAAUAAUUAAUUAUUUUUAUAUGCUGAAAUAGAACAAAAAAUAAGUUGAUAAUAUCAAUAUGUAUGAAGAGAGAAACCUUACACCUUUGUUACUUGAAAAUGUUUUACUUUGUUAAGUAAAAACCUUUAAACUUAUUUAAAUAAAUUUAUAUUUCAUUGAACCGUGGGUCAGAAUUUUACCAUUCUAUUGUACAAGUGCCUAAAUAUAUAUCUAUAUAUCUAUAUCUAUAUAUAUCUAUCUAUAUAUAUAUAUAUAUAUAUCUAUUUCUAUAUAUAUAUAUCUAUUUCUAUAUAUAUAUAUCUAUNAUAUAUAUAUAUAUAUAUAUGAGCUUCUCUACACAAGAAACUAGUUAGCAAAAAAUGAUGAUAUAUACCUCUGUAUAUAUUUUUCUAUUUUCUAAGUUAAAGCACUUGUUGAAACUUUACAAGAUGAUUAUAAUUAUAUUUUGUAUACUCUUCAAGUUUCAAUACCAGUUGAGAAGAGCAGCACAAGCGAGUUCCUCGGCCAAGAGUUGAGCAAGAGUGACCGUCCUGAAUUGACAAGUGCAAAGGCUGUUGUUUCUGGAGGUAUUUUUAAAACAAAUUUUGCAUUGAUAAGAUGCCUUUUGGCAUCUUUCUAUUUUUUUGUAAGCCCAUUGACACUGUUUGGCAUCUACAGUAUUACAAAACAUAGAUAGACGUAAUGAUGUUAUUUAAAAUAAUUUUGGUUUGUGAUUAUUUAAAUAUUACUGACAUAUCAUGUAAUGUAGUGAUUACAUACAUCUUUGUUAUGAAACAAGUCAAUCCUGUGUAUAGUAAAAAAGGAAAUUUCUCAUUUACUCUUCAGCUAAUACUUGUUUUUUUAAUUGAACCCUCCUCCACUCAACCACCAUUUUCAGUUUAAUUCCUUCCCUUGGAUGACUGGGAAAGUUUAAUAUCUUUCUGCAAUUCACCAAGGUUCUAACAAAUGUAUUGGCCGUGUUUCAAAUAAAAAUACUUUUAAUGAGAAUUAAAAAAAUUAUGAAAAACAUACUAGAGGAAAAAAUAUAUGAUCAUGAAUAUUUUUUGUCCAAACUUAAAUAUUGAAUGAUUUUAAACUUUUAACUUUUAAUUUGUAUUCACUAACACUAUAAAAUUAUGUUCCUUUUAGUUAAUGGGUCAGAGAUUUUAAGCUGAUUGAGCUCUUAUAAAAUUAGACAUGUUGUAUGUCUUUGACUUUGGUAUGAGAAAAUGAGCAAUUGCACUACUGCCUUUUUAUAAGCCAUUAGACAGAGAUAAAGAAAAUUUUCUAGACUUUGUACUACAGCAUUUGUUGUACAAGAGCUGAAAGAUUAAAAAUGAAAUGCCAUUUUUGGAAAAGAAUAAAUGGAUAUAUAUUUUUAUUUUAUUUUUAUAUCUUACCUUUUUGGUAAAAAAAAAGGGUUUGUUAGAGAUGUAACAAGUAUUGAAAGUUGUCAUGAUAUCUUUGUAUUCUCUAGGCAGGGGCAUGAAGAAUGGUGAAAACUUCAAGAUUUUAUAUGAGCUUGCUGAUAAACUGAAUGCAGCAGUUGGAGCGUCACGUGCAGCAGUUGAUGCUGGAUUUGUUGCUAAUGAUUUACAAGUUGGACAAACUGGAAAGAUUGUUGCACCUGUAAGUGAUGAUCUCUAAAUAACAUAUGUAAAAUGUACACAUUCUUUUAACAGAACAUCUUCAACAUUGCUGUUAAAAUUCAUUCUCAGUGGAAAUUGUAUUAAAUGUAAUCAUAAAAUGUGUUUUUCAUCACCAUUUAAAUUUUGACCUUAUGCUUAAAAAAAACCAACACAUUUUUGGUGAAGAUAAUCUGGAAUCUGCCUUCAUUCUAUAAGUUUACUUUCUUGCUCUGUGCAAGGGGAUAGUAUACUUAACAUCAUGUGAAAUGGAUAAUAUAAAUGGAGAAAAUCUUGGAAAAUCUACUGGACUUUACUUCUGGUUAAUAUUAAUGAUUUUAUGCCUCAACAUUGGCUUUUCCAAGGCAAAACGUACUAGACAUUUAUCAAACACCAUUCUGUCUUUGAAAUCUCAAGUUGUAUUCCUGCUUUUCCAUUGUACAUGGUUUUCCAUUAAUUUGAAUGUGUUCAAGUGUGAAUACUUUUCUUAAUAGGAAUUGUACAUAGCAGUGGGUAUAUCUGGAGCCAUUCAACAUCUAGCUGGUAUGAAGGACAGCAAGGUGAUUGUUGCCAUCAACAAGGAUCCUGAGGCACCAAUUUUCCAAGUAGCAGAUUAUGGCCUAGUGGAAGAUUUAUUCAAGGUAAAUUAAUGUUAAGAUUUAUCGUUUCAGGCUUUAUCUGUUUAUUUGUUUAGUCAUAUAUUUUUAAAAACCCACUUUGUUCAUUUAGUUAAAUAGUAAAAGAUAAAUAAUUUUCAUUGCAUAAGUUGCAAGAAAAUGUCAGUUAAUUAUUUUUUAAAAUAUAAAACAAAUCCCUGUUUUAAUGUUUAUAGAAAAUUUUAAAUUAUAAUUAGAUCUACUGCUCCACUGGAAAUGGUGAAAACAGUAUUAAUAUACUAAUAAUAUAAUACUAUGUACCAUUCUAGAAUAUACUGUGUACCAUUCUACAAUAUACUAUGUACCAUUCUAAAAUAUACUAUGUCCCAUUCUAAACAAUGUUUUAAUAAAAAAUAAUGUACACAUUUUGAAAUGGCAUCUGCAUCUAUGAAAAUAAUGUGAGGGUUACAUUUGACAUGCUUAAAAAAAAUAUAGAAACCAAAUUAAAAAACUCAUAGUUCCUUUCAUUAUUGAGAUAUUUAUAACUAGCAGUAGUAUCUAACCAUUUUUAAUUAACUGGACUUCUCAUAGUUUGAUUUGGUAAAAAUUUAAUAUUAGUUAACUUAGGAAAAUGAACUAUAAAAAAUUAUUCAUCUGCAGGCUGUCCCAGCUAUGACACUGCUGCUGACCAAGAAGUAAAGAAAUUAACAAAAAUAUUUAACAUUCAUGUUUUUUAAGACAGCUUUGUAUGGUCAAUGCUGUCUUAGUGACUGUGAUGUUUUUCAUUUUUUUUUUUUCCUUAAGCCUGAAUGUUAAUUGUGCCAUUUGUAAUCAUUCUAAAUGUGACACAAAUAACAUAACAAAAAAACAUUAAAUUAGUUUGAAGAAAUAGAAAUCAUGCAUUCAAUAAAAGAUAAACAAUUUUGGAGUUUUGUUUUUUUAACCAAUAAAUUAUAUAUGAAUUUCUUAUAUAGGAACCCUGUAUUGGUCUAAAGUUUCGACUGAGUAAUUUAAAAAAAAAAAAAUAACUUUAAGCUUGUGAGAUUAAAGUAUAUAUGUAUAUACUCAUAUAAACAUUUAAAAAAAUUAAAUUGUUUUCUAAACACUCAUUAGUGAAAAUCACUAGGGUAGCAAGACAUUGUGCCAUCCGGGAUGGACUUGAGCUUGCGCCACCCCCCCCCCCUCCCCUUUGAAACCGAAUAAUGCUUUUUGGCUUUCCAAAACCUGGAAAAAAUAAAGCUUAAAAAAGCCCUGUCCCUGGCAAAUGUGCCAACUAAAAAAAAAAAAAUAACUUUAAGCUUGUGAGAUUAAAGUAUAUAUGUAUAUACUCAUAUAAAAAUUUAAAAAAAUUAAAUUGUUUUCUAAACACUCAUUAGUGAAAAUCACUAGGGUAGCAAGACAUUGUGCCAUCCGGGAUGGACUUGAGCUUGCGCCACCCCCCCCCCCCUGCCCUUUGAAAACGUAUAAUGCUUUUUGGCAUUGCAAAACCUGGAAAUAAUGAAGCUUAAAAAAGCGCUGUCCCUGGCAUAUGUGCCAACUCACCUCGAAACGUCACACUUUUUUAACAAAAGCUGAACUUGCCAAAUGCUCCAAUUUUGCUUCGGUCCCAAAAGUUUGAGUUAUAUCCAGUUUCGGCUCAAGUGCCAUUAAGACACUUUGAUGGGCGACGCAUAAAAUAACAAUAGUAGCAUUUAAAUAUAAUCUUUUUAAAGGUUACCUUCUUUAAAUGGCUUCCUCCUGGGUCUUAUCUUCCGGAAGUUAAUAACUUAAUAUUGUAUUUCUCUUAAUAUAUUUCAAAUUUUUUUUUUUUGUGCCAAGGAGUGCUAAAGUAUACUUUUUUGUUGUGUUAUUGUUGGCCUAUAUUAUUCCAGCUGUCACACCUGUCUACAUGGAGCUAGUAAUUUCAUGUCACCCCAUGUCAUCAAUAGAAAAUGGCCCUAACUGACCGCUUGUCAUUUUUUGCUUCACUCCUUUUUUCCUCCCAAAACUCCUAUAUAGAUGGGUCAAAAUAUUUAGGCUAAAUAUACUGUAUAGAACUGAUUCAAUAUUUUCAAGAGUUCCAGUACCUCAUAAUGUAUUUAGUUAGUUAUGGUAAAAUAAAAUUAUACCUUGCGUCUUAUAAUCCUUUUCAUUUAGUUACACUUGGCAGAAAAUGUUGUCCAUCCCUCUAUAGAGAAAAAAGUGCCACGAGGGUCAGUAACACCCCCCCCCCCCCCCCGGUCAUCUUCCUAUGUCACCGGUGGAGACUAGUAGUUUAAUGUAUUUGGUGGUUAUGUUGAAAUUAUUUAAAGUAUUAAAGUUAUAAUGUUCUUUAUCACUCCCCCAGGGUUGAUAAAAAAUUAAACCAAAUAAAAAAUCACUCCAAACUCUUUUUAUUAGAGUUAUUAAAUUUAAAUUUAUUCAUUGAAGGUUCAAUGCUGUUGGUGUUGGUUAAAUUUAUAUUCACAUAUUUUCAUUUUGUUGUCUUAUACAUAGCUUCUAUAUUUUGCAAGAAAAUUUAGACCCGUUAAUCUCAUUUGGAAGAAAUAAAAUCACACACAUUAUUUUGUAACUGUGCUAAAACGUAAAUUAAAUUUUAAAUUAUGUAAAAUUUUAAUUUAAAUAUAUAUAUAGAUCUAUGUUUAGAAUAAAAAGAAAUGAGUGACAUAAAAACUAAAUGUACAAGUGGAUAAAAGGACAUACUCCCUUGUUAUGAUUAAGUUCAUUUGUGGACUUCAUUUGGGGCACAUAAUUGUAACACUGCAGAAUUCCAUAAAUAUGACUUACUGCAGAUCAUUUCUAAUGAAAAUCAGGAACAUAGUUAAUAAAGAAUAUUUAUUUUUUCCCUGAUUAGACAAGAGGUUAGUGCAACUAUACUGCUCAGGUGCAGACUUGUCUCUGAUAGGAUUUCUAUAAUAAUAUCGGAUUAAUAAUUGCUCACUAAGUUGUAUAAAAUAGGAAAUACAUGAACAGCAUUGUGGUGUCUGUUGUUUGUUAACUUCUGGACUUAAAAGAACCCAGGGAUGUUGUGUUCAGCCAACGUGUUUUAUAUGUUGUGUUCAUUAUUAGAAAAAUAAAAAACCACAAUGUAUUUUCUGCAACAACCGAGUCGUUUUGAUGAUGCGAUAGGAAUUCGUUACUUAAAUGAGGAUUUUCAAAGUAAAAGAAAAAUGUGUUAAAAGAAUAUUUAACCGAUAGCAAAUAAUGAAGUUUUGUCUUUUAAACGAGUUCAUCAAAAGUUAACUGUUUCCCGAUAUUUACAUUGGAAAAAAAUGUGCCUGACAAUGAAUGCAUGGGCGCCCGC